Molecule: messenger RNA, 1800 nt
Organism: Aquila chrysaetos chrysaetos
Lineage: Eukaryota; Metazoa; Chordata; Aves; Accipitriformes; Accipitridae
Gene: ASB5
Product: ankyrin repeat and SOCS box containing 5
Exons: 9
Coding region: 325-1314 (329 amino acids)
Biological process (GO): protein ubiquitination; positive regulation of protein catabolic process; intracellular signal transduction
Molecular function (GO): protein binding
Source: RefSeq, a predicted model, not a curated record
UGGUGUAGUUUAUUGAAGGACUGAUCUGUUACCGUUCCAGAACAAAUAAACCUGUAGCUUUUUAAUGACUGAAAUCUUGCAAAAUCGAAAGAGGAGAAAAAGUUUGAAGCUAAGAUGGCAGUUAUGAAGUAAGAAGGGAAGAGGAUUAUUCACAAUAGCUCUUUGCUGUGUCGGCACUUCAACAGGAUUGAUCCCAGUCAGCAACUGAUGAUUAGUCUUCUGAGAGAGACCAGUUGUUCCCAAGAGUGCGUGGCUGAAGCCAUAUGAUCUUAUCAACACAUUUGAGAGCCCUACCCAAACACUGAGAGAGAUUUUGCUGCAGCAAUGACUGUCAUAGAAGAAAAUCGCCCUUUUGCCCAGCAGCUAUCCAAUGUCUACUUUACUAUACUUUCACUUUUUUGUUUUAAACUUUUUGUGAAGAUCAGCCUCGCUAUACUUAGUCAUUUCUACAUUGUGAAAGGAAACCGUAAGGAAGCAGCAAGGAUAGCUGCUGAAUUUUACGGAGUUCCUCAAGGACAAGGUUCUUGGGCAGAUCGCUCACCUCUGCAUGAGGCAGCCAGUCAAGGACGUCUUCUUUCUCUAAAGACUUUAUUGUCACAGGGGUACAAUGUAGACACACUAACAAUUGACCAAGUAACUCCACUUCAUGAAGCCUGCCUGGGAGAUCAUGUAGGAUGUGCAAGAAUCCUUCUUGAAGCAGGAGCAAAUGUAAACGCUACAACAAUUGAUGGAGUGACACCUUUAUUUAAUGCAUGUUCAAGAGGCAGUGCGGCAUGUGCUGAGCUCCUGUUAGAGUAUGGUGCCAAAGCUCAGUGGGAGUCCUGUCUUCCAUCACCAACUCAUGAAGCAGCCAGCAGAGGUCACAGUGAAUGUCUGGAGGUACUGAUAUCCUGGGGUAUAGAUGUUGACCAAGAUCUUCCUCAUUUAGGAACACCUCUGUAUGUAGCAUGUGUUUCACAGCAGAUCCAUUGUAUUCGAAAGCUUCUUUAUGCAGGUGCCAAUGUGCAGAAAGGAAAGCAUUUGGAAACUCCACUCCAUGCUGCUGCCCAGCAUUCUAGUACAGAGAUCGUAAACUUACUCCUUGAAUUUGGGGCAGACAUAAAUGCCAAAAAUACAGAUUUUGAGAGGCCUGUUGAUUUAGCAGCUCCAAGCAGUUUAGUGGAGAGACUGCUGCUCCUCCAUGAAGCCACACCAUCUUCUCUUUGUCAGCUCUGCCGACUAUGUAUCCGAAAUUACAUAGGAAGAGCUAGACUGCAUCUUGUCCCACAACUCCAGCUGCCAACAAUACUGAAGAAUUUCUUACAGUAUAGAUAACAUAGUAAUUAACCUUUAGAAACUUGAAUAACAAGUACUUUUUCUUCUUUCUGUUUAUUGUACGUUUUAUCUAAAGAACUGCUGGGCGGAAGAAAAGCCUUUUGCAUAUUACUUAAAAAAAAUAUAUAUCUUUGACACCUGGUGUUGGUAUAUAAUAAUAAUUGGGAGCCAUUCAGCAACUGGUACCAAGGUGCUAAUAAGGCUGAAUUGAAUUAGUGUGCUGAUACUCUGGGAAAUGAUUGUAUAGCUUUAGCUUAACACUUACUAAAUAGCUUUAGUGCUGUUAAUUUUAAUUGUAUUUAUACUUUUAAAAUCUGUUUGACACACCUGAACCACAAAGAGUUUCUUCAUUAUUAUUUGUUAAGUUUGUCCAUUUAGAGUCAUUAUUUUAUGUGUUUUUAAAUUUCUAUUUUUUGUGUACCUAAAAAUACUUGGUGAUGGGUGCACUAUAUACAUUGGUAAAAAUAAAGCAAAUAGUUGUCCGUU